Chiloscyllium plagiosum (whitespotted bambooshark) is the source of this 7360-nucleotide messenger RNA. RefSeq names its product potassium sodium-activated channel subfamily T member 1b (gene kcnt1b). Gene Ontology annotation, cellular component: plasma membrane. Gene Ontology annotation, molecular function: outward rectifier potassium channel activity; intracellular sodium-activated potassium channel activity. Gene Ontology annotation, biological process: potassium ion transmembrane transport. Lineage: Eukaryota; Metazoa; Chordata; Chondrichthyes; Orectolobiformes; Hemiscylliidae. The record is from RefSeq and is a predicted model, not a curated record.
GAUUGGCUUCAGAUCGCUGAGGGGCAGGGAGCGCUCAGCCUGGGAGGGGAGGAUUGGAGGGUAGAUAUCCCCCCCAGUGGAAGUUGAGCAUCUUCCUCCUCCGUGCCCACGCCUCUCUCUCUGUCUCUCUCCCCUGCCUUGGUUGCAGCUUGUGUCGGGCGGGAAUGAGGAGUGAGCCGGGCCCGGGAAAAGCGGCAGCACGGCCGGCGGAUGGGGCGGUGUGCCUGGGUCACUCCCUGCCCAUCUCGGUGCUGAGGGGUGUCGCCAGGUUCCGGCUCCUGUGUCCGGUCAAGCAGCGGGCGAUUGCUGACACUUGGGUGAAAGGAAGCGGCGCUGAGGCAGCUCCAGGCGAGAUGUGCACUGAGUGUUACACCAACCAAUCCUUUGUCUUCGACGAUGGAAUCGCUGAUACAUACGCGCCCAGACUGUCCCCGGCCGGCGACCAGAACCGCAACAGCGACGGAGUCAUCCUGGACAUCGCGUCCCUGAAGAUGAACGAGCUGGAGACUGAUGUCCCUCCUCUACCGCCCAGGUACCGAUUCCGGGAUUUACUCUUGGGAGACCAGUCCUUCCAAAACGACGACAGGGUGCAGGUCGAAUUCUACGUGAAUGAGAACACCUUCAAGGAACGGCUCAAGCUCUUCUUCAUUAAAAACCAAAGAUCAAGUUUAAGAAUACGAAUCUUUAACUUCUCCCUGAAGGUCCUCACUUGCCUUCUGUACAUACUACGGGUUUUGUUGGAUGAUCCCAUGGAAGGAAUUGGAUGCUGGGGAUGUGCAAAGAAGAAUUAUUUAAACACAUCAUCCACUGAUGUAAUCGACUGGGGAUCCAUAUUCUGGGUCAACAGGACACUGUGGCUGUGGGGCAUUCAGGUUACAGUGGCCUUAAUUAGUUUCUUGGAGACCAUGCUCCUCACAUACCUAAGCUACAAGGGGAACAUCUGGGAACAGAUUUUCCGAGUAACAUUCAUCCUUGAAAUGAUCAAUACUGUUCCUUUCAUCAUCACAAUUUUCUGGCCACCUCUGAGGAAUCUCUUCAUCCCAGUCUUUCUAAACUGUUGGCUAGCCAAGCAUGUGCUGGAGAACAUGAUAAAUGAUUUGCAUAGAGCCAUUCAGAGGACGCAGUCUGCGAUGUUUAACCAAGUCUUAAUAUUGAUUUGUACACUACUCUGUCUUGUGUUUACUGGGACAUGUGGAAUCCAACACUUGGAGAGAGCAGGAGGCAACCUCAGCCUUUUCAAAUCCCUCUACUUUUGCAUCGUCACCUUCUCUACGGUUGGAUAUGGUGACGUGACUCCUAGGAUCUGGCUUUCACAACUCCUCGUUGUCAUAAUGAUUUGCGUUGCUUUAGUUGUAUUGCCUCUCCAGUUUGAAGAACUCGUUUACCUGUGGAUGGAGAGACAGAAAUCUGGUGGUAAUUACAGCCGACACCGAGCACAGACUGAGAAACACGUUGUACUAUGUGUCAGCUCCUUGAAGAUCGACUUGUUGAUGGAUUUCCUCAACGAAUUCUAUGCUCACCCCAGGCUUCAGGAUUACUAUGUUGUCAUCCUGUGCCCAACAGAGAUGGAUCUCCAGGUGCGCAGAGUGUUACAGAUUCCCCUCUGGUCACAGCGAGUUAUUUAUCUCCAAGGGUCAGCUUUGAAAGACCAGGAUCUCAUGAGAGCUAAGAUGGACGAUGCAGAAGCCUGUUUCAUUCUGAGUAGCCGUAACGAAGUGGACCGAACAGCCGCGGAUCAUCAGACAAUCUUGAGAGCUUGGGCUGUGAAGGAUUUUGCCCCGAACUGCCCCCUUUAUGUUCAGAUCCUGAAGCCUGAGAACAAGUUUCACGUCAAGUUUGCAGAUCACGUGGUGUGUGAAGAGGAGUUCAAAUAUGCCAUGUUAGCCUUGAACUGCAUCUGUCCCUCCACCUCCACGCUCAUCACUCUAUUGGUUCAUACCUCCAGGGGACAGGAAGGACAACAAUCCCCCGAACAAUGGCAAAGGAUGUAUGGGCGAUGCUCAGGGAAUGAGGUUUAUCACAUCAAACUCGGUGACAGCAAGUUCUUCGGAGAAUACGAAGGGAAAAGUUUCACCUAUGCGUCCUUCCAUGCCCACAAGAAGUACGGUGUCUGCCUGAUAGGUGCGAAGCGAGAAGACAACAAGAGUAUUUUGCUGAAUCCUGGGCCCCGGUACAUUAUGGUGAGCUCAGACACCUGCUUCUACAUUAACAUCACCAAAGAAGAAAACUCAGCGUUCAUCUUCAAAGAGGAAGAGAAGCAAAAGAGGAAGGGCCUAAGUUCCGAAGGCAUCUUUGGUGGUGCUUCCAGACUACCCGUCCACAGCAUCAUUGCAAGCAUGGGCACAGUCGCUAUGGAUCUACAGAACACAGAGUGCCGCUCAUCCAGUGGGGCCACCUUGACCUUGCCUUCGGAAAACGGAGCAGGAAGUAGGAGGCCCAGCAUCGGGCCCGUCCUGGAGAUCGCCGACACCACUGUCAUCUUACCAUGUGACCUACUAAGUGAUCAGUCAGAGGACGAGGCCAACCCAUCUGAUGAUGACAGCUUACCUGCCCCUGAGUAUGUGAAAGGAUAUCCUCCCAAUUCUCCCUACAUUGGAAGUUCUCCAACUCUCUGCCACCUUCUGCCUGUGAAGGCUCCAUUCUGCUGUCUCCGAUUAGACAAGGGCUGUAGACACAACAGCUUUGAAGAUGCAAAGGCCUAUGGCUUCAAGAAUAAACUGAUCAUUGUGUCUGUGGAGACAGCAGGCAAUGGACUGUACAACUUUAUUGUCCCCCUUCGAGCAUAUUACAGGCCCCGAAAAGAGCUGAACCCCAUCGUGCUGCUGCUCGAUAACCCGCCUGAGAACCACUUUUUAGAAGCUAUCUGCUGUUUCCCGAUGGUUUAUUUCAUGGUGGGAUGCAUCGAUAACCUGGAUAAUCUACUGCAGUGUGGAAUUAUUUAUGCUGAUAACCUGGUGGUUGUGGACAAAGAGAGUACGAUGAGCGCUGAGGAAGAUUACAUGGCUGAUGCCAAGACGAUUGUUAAUGUUCAAACGAUGUUCAGGUUGUUCCCCAGUCUCAGUAUCAUCACUGAAUUGACUCACCCAUCAAAUAUGAGGUUCAUGCAAUUCCGAGCAAAGGACUGUUAUUCACUUGCACUCUCCAAAUUAGAAAAGAAGGAACGUGAGAAAGGCUCAAAUUUGGCAUUCAUGUUCCGACUCCCCUUCGCUGCCGGAAGAGUGUUCAGUAUCAGCAUGUUAGACACGCUACUCUAUCAGUCCUUUGUUAAAGAUUACAUGAUCCCAAUCGCCCGGUUAUUACUGGGACUUGACACUACGCCGGGCUCUGGUUAUCUUUGUGCUAUGAAAGUCACAGAGGAUGACUUGUGGAUCCGAACAUAUGGACGACUCUUUCAGAAGCUAUGCUCUUCCAGUGCAGAAAUUCCAAUCGGGAUUUACAGAACAGAGUCACACAUGUUUUCCACGUCUGAGUCUCAGAUCUCAAUCAACGUUGAGGACGGUGAAGAUGCUAAAGAUGUGAAAGACCCUUGGGCUGGCAAGAGUCAUCGGAACUCUACGUCAAGCGAUCAGUCAGAGCACCCGCUGCUGAGACGCAAGAGCAGGCAAUGGGCUCGCAGACUGAGUAGGAAAGGGAACAGGCAGACCAGUAAAACCGAUGAAAAGAUUAACCAACAGAGGCAGGAACUAUAUCAUCGAUCAGAAAGGCAAGAGCUGUCAGAACUGGUGAAAAACAGAAUGCAGCAUUUGGGUUUACCCACAAUAGGAUACGAGGAUGUAGCAAAUUUAACGGCAAGUGAUGUGAUGAAUCGUGUAAACCUUGGAUAUUUGCAAGAUGAAAUGAGCGACCAUCAGAACACAUUAUCCUACAUUCUGAUUAACCCUCCUCCUGACACUCGCCUGGAACUGAACGAUAUAGUGUACCUGAUACGCUCAGACCCAUUGGCCAAUGUUCAAAAUGGCUCCCAUAGCCAGAAAAGCAGCUCUUUUCGGCUAUUCCCUUCCAAUGAGGCAGCAAGGAGUGAAACGCAGCUAUGAACACUGGUCCUGUAAGACUGAAGACCCACUUUUUGUAUCUGCAAGUUGGCUGUUCUCUCCAAGCACUGGGGCACAUGGCUCCAUCUAUUUUUAAAAAAAAAGCUGCUCUGAUCAUUUGAAGAGAUUUGAAGUUUUCUGAAAGAAGUUUACAGAUUGAAAAGCACACUCAUUGGUGAUGUUACUCUAAUCAGACCUCAAAACACAUCUGGAUUCAAUAAUACAGCCACCAUCUGGAUAAUAACUGAAUGACUCAACCAGGAGCAGCAUGCAAAAGAGGAGGUCAGGAACAGACAAUGGUCUUAUUUUAUAUGUUUUUAUAUCAUAUAAAGUGCAACGUGUGCAGUUUACCAUGUAUGGCACAGUAUAUUUAUUGACAAAUGGCACACUGGAGACAAAUGGUACAAUUUUAUUUGUGGCUGAACAAUUGUCUUUGGUGCUUUCUACUGAAUAGUAUCCGUGGCAUUAGUGCAUGUAUGGACAAAGCAUCAAGCCUUCCACUGUUCACAUGCCGAAGUCGCUCUCUCAACAGUUUCACAAAGAAAUUUUUGGUGCCAAAGGGACAAGAAACUUAAUAAGGUUUUGAAAAGAGUUUGCACACUUUACCAUGACACACAGUGCAGGAGGAAUUGCCAUCUCGGAUGUGGUUUGUGCAGUCAGAUGUCUUUCUAACCUGUGUUAAUCUUCAAUCCAACUGAAUCGAGAGCGAGAUUCCAGUUUUCAAUAUGUAGCAAAGGUGAAGAUCUGAGCUAGAAAAGUCAGGUGAUAUUUAAGAGCAAGCAAACUGCAAAUAUCAUUAGAGUGAGAACAAACUACUUGCAAAGAUAAUAGAGGAGAGGUGGGCUAUCUCAUUUCUAUUGCAGACUGUCAAGCCAUUUAAUGAUUUUUUUUAAUUCACUCUGCAACAAAAUGUCGUCCACCACAGAUACAUGCUGCAAUCAUCCUGAUAUUAGUACAUAAGUUUGACAAGACCAGUACAUUGCUCUCUUUCUGCCAAUGUAGAGAGAAAGGCCCAGGCUCAGGAAGCCUGUCAAAAGGGAAGAUACAGAAACAUAGGGCAAAUACUAAAAAAUCUGAAAGAGUUCUCGAGUCUAUUUGCUUUGUACAGCUCAUCCAGUUCUUUAUCGGUUUUGUGAUCUUUUGUGUGAGAGCUCUGAAGAAAUGCUGGAAUUUGUGACUGAAUUUACAUGAACUGAAUCCACGAAUGUUCAGAACUAGUUAGAUGCAUUUUUCUUUUCCAGAAGAAUCAAAAACGCAAACAGUGGGGUAGUUAUUAUAACCAGGCCCUGAAAUACAAACAGUGAGGUAGGUAUUAUAGACCAGGCCCGGAAAUACAAACAAUGGGGUAGGUAUUAUAGACCUGGCCCGGAAAUAUAAACAAUGGGGUAGUUACUAUAACCAGGCCCGGAAAUACAAACAAUGGGGUAGGUAUUAUAGACCAGGCCCGGAAAUACAAACAAUGGGGUAGGUAUUAUAGACCUGGCCCGGAAAUAUAAACAAUGGGGUAGUUAUUAUAACCAGGCCCGGAAAUACAAACAGUGAGGUAGGUAUUAUAGACCAGGCCUGGAAAUACAAACAAUGGGGUAGGUAUUAUAGACCAGGCCCGGAAAUACAAACAAUGAGGUAGGUAUUAUAGACCAGGCCUUGAAAUACAAACAAUGGGGUAGGUAUUAUUAUAGAUCAGGCCCGGAAAUACAAACAAUGGGGUAGGUAUUAUAGACCAGGCCCGGAAAUACAAACAAUGGGGUAGGUAUUAUUAUAGACCAGGCCCGGAAAUACAAAUAAUGGGGUAGGUAUUAUAGACCUGGCCCGGAAAUAUAAACAAUGGGGUAGUUAUUAUAACCAGGCCCUGAAAUACAAACAGUGAGGUAGGUAUUAUAGACCAGGCCCGGAAAUACAAACAAUGGGGUAGGUAUUAUAGACCAGGCCCUGAAAUACAAACAAUGGGGUAGGUAUUAUUAUAGACCAGGCCCGGAAAUACAAAUAGUGGGGGAGUUAUAUACACCAGGCCCGGAAAUACAAAUAAUGGGGUAGGUAUUAUAGACCAGACCUGGAAAUACAAACAGUGGGGUCGGUAUUAUAGACCAGGCCCUGAAAUACAAACGGUAGGGUCGAUAUUAUAGACCAGGCCCUGAAAUACAAACAGUGGGGUAGGUAUUAUAGACCAGGCCCUGAAAUACAAACAGAAUCUCUCACACUGAACUUAUAAAUUGCAUCAUGUAACGUUUAGCCUCAAUGCAAGAUGGAUAUGUUCUACAAUGCCAACUUGUCUAAUGCCACUCAGAUGCCAUAAUUUGCAUUAGCCUUGUCUCCAUCCUGCCAUCCCUCAACCCCUGAACCCCCGCCCCCAGCAAGACUCUAUAAGCCACUUAACAUAAAUGGGCCGCACAUACAUGCCUGUGUAAUGUGUACCAUUUGUACAUAAGCAACAGCCGUCUGGGUUUUACAAGAUGUUGCAAGUACCUUUGUCUACAGCUACCACUCACCUAGCCUCAGUGUGAAAGAUGGGUUACUGAGAGCAGUUCUCACAUUGUGCACACAUUUGAACCCAGUUAUUUUGCUGCAGCUGCCUUUAGCUAAAACAUGGCGUUAAAUGUACUUUCAAAAUAAGCUCAGCGCCUUCAUAACAACUUCAUAGACCAGAGUGGGGCCGGGGUUUGAAUUGCAAUUGUACAUUUACUCAGGCAAGCGUGUUUGCUUUUGCUUGGGUCAGUAAGAUGGACACAAACCUCUUGAAACUAUUGUGCUGUGGCUCUUCUGGCUGACAGCAGGAAUAGGCCUUGUUAGAACACGGGAUUCAACGUAAGUAGUCAGGAGUAAGAUUGGAACAGUGUGAAAUUCUAACUGAGCUUUGUGUACAUAAACAAUGAUAAGCAUCAGUGUAAUAUGCAAACCAAAGGGUGAGUUUUGAACGAAAGAAGCUGUAUACCUUUGUUGGCUGUCAUGGUUGAUCACAAAUGGCGCCAAUGAUUUUGUUUCCUGAUGAAUGAUGGGAAACUAUUGACCAUGCUCCAAGAGCUCAGUCAGACCCAUUGGCUUGGCUGUAGUGCAGGGAGCUUCAGUUAGCCAAUCCCUCCCCAAGGUUACCCUCUCCUCUGAACCAAUUCCCCCUGUAAUGGGACAGAUGCAAUUGUGGGAAACAAAUGCAUGCAUCACCUUGAGCAAGCUGACAAGUUGGGGUGGACUGAGACCAUAUAGCCCAAUCCUUUCAAAGUUCAAAAUAGCAGCCCAGAUCAUGCUUUUAUUUCGUAAAUGUUAAUACGGUGGCAUGCCACUCAUUAAGAUGGAGCUUCCAUAACCUGUUAAGUCAUUCAUGUCUUUUGAUAAAA